UCCAGCUGACCGGACCAUUGGAGACCCUGAGGGGUACCACAGCGAGAGGAAGUUAGAUCCAUACGUAUGCUGAAGCUGUCUGAGGAAAAGGACAAAUCACAGUACUAGAAAGAAAACAGGAACAGCAUUCUCAAAACUCAUGGUUAAAGCAGAUCCUCAGACCAGAGAAGAAACACGGGAUAUUUGUGUUUAGUCCAGCUCCAACAACUGCGUGCAUUAUACCCAACGACCACUGCGUAUAAAACCUAUACGUUACAUAAACAUUCCCUGGAACAGGCACUGAACUGCCCGAAAGUCUAGCCCGGGGAAAACCUAGGUAUCCAAUGGAAAUUUAGUAUUUCAAGGUGGUUUCUUGAUGGUAAUAAGAAAAGCAUGGAGCCUUUCCCUUGGUCGUGGUCAGCCUCCCUUUGCUGAUCUGCUCUGUGGUGCUGCCAGUAUGCAAAACCAUGGUCUGUCUCCCUUUGGUGUCCCAUUUCCUUCAGGGAAUCGGCAUCUUCAGGGAAUCGGCAUCUUCCCUCUCGCGGUCCCCUGUGGCUGCAGGGCACUCAGUUCUGCUGUAGAUCUACUCUUACUCGCUUCUCAUUUAGAUUACUCCUCAGAAUGCUUCCUGUUCUUUUUAUGAAUAUAAGUUGGAUCUCCCCAAAGGAAAGAACCCAAACACAGAGGGAACUAACAUGGUGCUUGCUGAAAACUACGGGCUCCGCUGCCAUUCCCGCGCACCUCAUCGGCUCAAGCUGCCACGACACCGCUCCGAGUGCCGGCUCCAGCCUGCCGACCGGUAGCCCUGCCCUUCCCCACCGCCUGGGGAGAAACCCACGUCCCCGCCGCUCGGAGGAACAGCGCAGCACCUGCCGCAGGAGGAGCGACCGCAGCGCCAGGCAGCGGCCCACCCCCACCUCGCAACGCUGGCAGCGAGGGGCGCUGCAGCGGCGGGUAACGGUCGCUGCCCCGCGCAGGCGCAGCAGAGCAGAUCCCGCUGCUUUCUCCCGAGAGCUUCCGAGCCCGUUCAACGCCUCCCCCCGCCACCCGGCGAGCCUGCGCACCACGGCGAGGGCGCCGGAGGGAGGGAGGGAGGGAAGGAGGGGAGCCUUCCCAACGUCCUUCCUCCUUCCCCUUCCCACGGCUCGCGGCGGGACCGAACCCUCCCCCAGGGGCGGCCAACGCGCAUGUGCGGUUGCCAGGGCGGCCGUCUCCGGUGAAGGUUUAAAUUCGGCGGGGCAUGCGCAGUACUGUUUCUGGCCCUGGAGCGGGGGACGCCACAUUGGAGCGGCGACGGAGCGCUCCGGGCAGCGCCGAGACGGACUACAUGAAGAAAUAAUUGACUUCUAUGACUUCAUGUCCCCUCGUCCUGAAGAAGCAGCUAUGAGAAGGGAAGUGGUGAAAAGAAUAGAAAUGGUCAUCAAAGAUCUCUGGCCUACGGCUGAUGUCCAAAUAUUUGGCAGCUUUAGUACCGGGCUUUAUCUCCCAACUAGUGAUAUUGAUUUAGUUGUUUUUGGGAAAUGGGAACGCCCCCCUUUACAACUGCUGGAGCAGGCACUAAGAAAACACAGUGUGGCUGAGCCGUAUUCCAUUAAAGUACUUGAUAAAGCUACGGUACCAAUAAUAAAACUUACUGACCAGGAGACAGAAGUGAAAGUUGACAUCAGUUUUAAUGUGGAAACUGGUGUGAAGGCAGCUCGAUUUAUCAAGGAAUACAUGAAGAAAUAUUCUUUGCUGCCAUAUUUGAUUUUAGUGUUAAAACAGUUCCUCCUUCAGAGGGACUUGAAUGAAGUUUUUACUGGUGGAAUUAGCUCUUACAGCCUAAUUUUAAUGGCAAUUAGUUUCCUGCAGCUGCAUCCAAGAAUUGAUGCCAGAAGAGCUGAUGAAAACCUUGGAAUGCUUCUCAUAGAAUUUUUUGAACUCUAUGGAAGGAAUUUUAAUUACUUGAAGACUGGUAUUAGAAUAAAAAAUGGAGGUGCCUAUAUUGCCAAAGAAGAAAUCAUGAAAGUCAUGACCAAUGGAUACAGACCAUCCAUGUUAUGUAUUGAAGAUCCUCUCCUGCCUGGAAACGACGUUGGCAGAAGUUCUUACGGUGCCAUGCAAGUGAAACAAGUUUUUGAUUAUGCCUACAUUGUUCUUAGCCAUGCAGUAUCACCACUUGCAAGAUCAUAUCCAAAUAGAGAUUCUGAGAGCACAUUAGGUAGAAUCAUCAAAGUGACUCAAGAGGUGAUUGACUACAGAGCCUGGAUUAAAAAGAAGUGGGGGAACAAAAUUAAUUUAUCACCUGAACUUGACAACAGGUUGAAAAUAAGAGACCAGAUUGCUCCGUGCAGUGGAGAACAGCAGCAGAACAGAGACUCGCAACCACCUUACAACCAACACUUGGCUUUGUCGUUGGCUAGCACACAGCAGUUGUCCUCUGGGUCAUCUGCCUCUUCUGUAUCAUCACUCUCCGGCAGUGACAUUGAUUCUGAUACACCACCUUGCACAGCUUCUAAUGUUUACCAGUUCAGUCUGCAAGCACCGACUCAGCUUAUGGCCAGUUUACCACCCGCAUUGCCUAUGCCAAGUGGUAAACCCCAAUCUGCGCCUACGAGAACCUUGAUAAUGGCCACCAGUAAUCAGCAGCACAGUGGAAUGAAGUUUUCCAUGAAGGGGGCUCAUAACCAUAAUCAAGGCAAUGGCUACAGUCCUGUCAGUAGUGGAGGCAUGAGGCAACCAGUUGGUAACCGAGGACACCACCAGUACAAUCGUAAUAUAUGGAGAAGAAAAAAACACAGAGACAGUUUGCCUAUUAGUCUUAGCAGAUAAUGGCAGAUGCCAAUAUGACCUUCCCCAGUUUGGACUGAAACAGAGUGAGUGCCACUCGACUUGGGGCAUGGAGACCAGCGUCCAGCACAUUAUUUUAUUGGUGUUGCCAAAUAUCUGCAGCUGACUUCUUUGCAUGUUUCUUUGUGUGGUGGUGAAGUCCAUCUUCAAGAAGUAGUUGUGCUUAUCUGUGAAGCCUUAUUAAAUGUUUGUUUUUCUGCCUUCCCACAAUGGUUCAUCCAGUGCCGAAGCAGCUCUGACAGUAGAACUGCAAGGACAUUUACAAAUGCUGUGGCUUUUUUUGCUGUGGCUACAUCUGUUCCUUUGUGGGUUUCAUUUUCUUUUAUUUUAGAAGUGAAGGAAACUUCAGUUGGAAUUCUUUUCCUUGCAGCAAAUCCAAUUGGGAAUUCAUGAAAAUAAAUUUGCUGCUCUUCUAUUUUUGUUUCAAAGUUCAGAAUUGUUGCUCUGUAAAUAUUGGAAGUAUAAUUUGUGCAAUAACUUGGAAUUUUUAAUUUAAUUUCAUAUUGUCACAUAAGUUAUAUUUAAGGAGGUUUUUUUUUUAAUUUACAGAUCCUUUCCCAGGUUGCAUUAUCUAAGUUGGGUUCAUAGUUUUGGCAGGUUGUCUGAGCAGUGUUACAAACAUGACAUUUGGUAAUAUUCAAGGCUUCUUGAUUCACAAUGAAAGGCAAUUUGGCUUACAGUUUUAAGAAGGUAUUAAGCUCCAAAGCAUUUCGACCCUGUGUUUUUUAGCUCAUUGUCUGGCCUUUAUCAGUUGUCUUGCUCUGACCGAUGAGUUUUAUUUUAUUCCUUUAACUAGAAAACAAAUCCAGCAUUCGUAGUACCAGAAGUAAAACUUCCAAGGGAAUGGGGGAGAAGGUUGGUUUAAGUUUUGACAUGAAAUUUAAAAGCUGUGAACUACAUGAUUUGGUGCGUUUUAGUAAUGUAACCUGUUAAUGUUUGGGUUCAAACAACAUUAUUAAACAAAGAUACCCGGCUUAAGGAAUGUGGAGAAAGGAAAUAUGUUGAUUCCAUUAAGGAAUCUGUAUAGCAGUAUGCAUUAGUUCUGUUAAGAGCAAAUAUAUAAAAAGUACUUCAGCUGCUCUAAGCAUUACAAGAAGUAUCUUUUAAUGUAUUGCAGGAGAGCACAGCCCAGUGUUGUACACAGUAUGAGUGGCUGGCACUUAAUUUACAGAUGCAUACAGGUAUACUAUGCAAGUGUGUAUUGCCAUGACAAACACUGUCUUUAACUUUUUGAAAAAUGUACAUCCUGCCUAACCCUGAGUUUUUAAAGCACCACAGUUGUCCUGGGAGUAGGUCACAUCUCAUGCCCUCUGACUUCCCAUUUUUUUUAAUGAGUUCUUAAACUGUACAGAAAACUACGGAUCAGUUAUAUCAAAGUCCAUUAGCAGAGAGAGAUGAAGAAAAGUCCUGUUGACAGGACAUCUAUACUGUGUACAGUUAUAGAAAGUUUUAAAACUGAUACCUGAGUAUUAAAAUGAGGUGUCUAGUAUAAUGAAGCUUUUUAAUAUGCAGUAUGCCUUUGAAGCAGUAGUUCAUGUUAUUACUGAAUCUGUCAAAUCCAAACAGGUCUUUGCGGGGAGAGAGGGCAACAUUCCAAAGUAGAGUAGUGCAUAUCUGUUUACAAAAAGUUUGUCUUAAUGCUCCAGAUUCAUCACAAUUUUAAAAGAUUGUGAGCUGAUUCAUAAAUAAUAUUUAAGGGCUGUUACAUGAGCCUGUACUGCUUAGUCUUCACACACUAGCAAUAUUCACCAUAAAACUACAUUAAAGAGCCUUCAAAGGCUUUAGUUGGUGUCUUAUAUUAGCGUCCAUUUUAAAACAAAGUUCAUUUAAAAAGUGGUAUCAUGUAACAUUUCAGUCAUGGUGAACCAAAUAAAUUGGCCUAGCUAUCACUGUGGUUAUGUGCUACAGGUUUAAAAAAAUCAUGUUUAAAUUUUUUUGUGUGGACAACUAUGUGGAAGCUAAAAUUGACAUAUUUUUAUGUAAAGUUUUCUAUUCUUUGAUUUUUAAUAAACUUUGGAGACCAGUCA
Molecule: messenger RNA, 4835 nt
Organism: Dromaius novaehollandiae (emu)
Lineage: Eukaryota; Metazoa; Chordata; Aves; Casuariiformes; Dromaiidae
Gene: TENT4A
Product: terminal nucleotidyltransferase 4A
Exons: 12
Coding region: 601-2790 (729 amino acids)
Biological process (GO): RNA 3'-end processing
Cellular component (GO): nucleolus; TRAMP complex
Molecular function (GO): mRNA binding; poly(A) RNA polymerase activity
Source: RefSeq, a predicted model, not a curated record